AUGCAUGCACCGCCCAUCCCAGGCCCCUGGGGCUACCGCCGAGACCUGCCUUCAAAACCACUCCCCCAGCUUGCCACGCCCCGCCGCUCGCUCUUCACCUCGAACCUGUUUCACCAGCUCGACCCAAAGGAAAUCACGACCCCAUUAGCCCGAUGGGAGGGCGUCACGACUCCGCCAAUCCCCUCGUCCUCGCCCGGCUUCGCUCCAGACUCAAUGGACAUCUCGCCCCUGCCCCACAAAGCCCCCUUUAGCUUCAUCAACGACCGUGACCGCUCCCUGCCGCUACCCUCGCCCUCUCCCGACGUCACCCCCGGUAGCGACAGCGACAUGCUGACGCCCUGUGACGACGCCGACACCCCGCCCACAUACCCGACGCCGACGCCGCUCGAGGUCCCAAGACCCGUGUCUGCUGCCGAUCGCCGAAAGUCCGCUCUCCUCCGCCCAUCGCUUUCGCGCUCAAAGAACUACACUACUAACUCGGUCUCUUUCAAGGACCAAGACAACGCUCCGCUGCCCGCCUUCCAGUUUGGAUGUGGUGACUUUAACCAGACGCCGUCGCUGGACGAGUGCUUCGCUGCCUCGCCUCCCCAGGACCGCCGCCCCACGUCGAAUGGCUCGCUGUUUUCCUCCAGGCCCAAGUCGCUCCGCCUCAACUCUGCUGCUAGCUCCACCUCGUCCACCGGCUCGCCCCUCUCUUCGGUGAGGAAGCCUGUUGGUCCUUCGUCGCGUCGCCCAAGCAAGUUCCGCAGAUCAUUGAGCAUGUUCGAACACCCCGGUGAUGUCAUGAAUGCCAAACAAGAGCAGGACAGCAACCACCAGCCCAGCGGCCUUCAGUCCGUCAUGGACGUCGAUGAUGCCAACCCGCUCAAACUUCCCCACUUCACCACCAGCGAGCCGGAGAGCCUCCCUCGCAUUACUCACGAGACAUUGGUCCAAGUGCUGGAUGGUGCAUACGAUCACUUGUAUGACAACAAGGUCGUCAUUGACUGCCGCUUCGAGUACGAAUACAAUGGUGGACACAUUGAAGGUGCCUUGAACUUCUGUGACAAGGAGAAGCUUGCCGAACGCCUGUUCCAAGCUCCCUCGAGUGCUAACACACUACUUGUGCUUCACUGCGAAUACUCUGCCCAUCGUGCACCUCUCAUGGCCAAGUUUGUUCGCUCUCAAGACCGCAAGGAGAACGCCCAUCAGUAUCCCAUGCUCUCAUUUCCUGAAGUCUACAUUCUCGAUGGCGGCUACAGCUCCUUCUACCAUGCCCAUGCUACCCGUUGCUACCCCCAGAACUACCUUCGCAUGGACGCCAAAGAGCAUGAACAGUCGUGCGAACGCGGCCUUAAUAAACUCAAGUUUAAGUCGCGUGCCAAACUCAACCGUGCUACUACCUUUACAUUUGGUCAACCUUGCCAGAUGGAAGACAGCCCUACUGCCAUGGGCCGCUCAAGAAGCGGAAACAACAUCUUCUCCCUUGGGAAUGACUCCUUGGAAGUCGGCCGUGUGUCCUCCCGGCGCCUGGCCUCGUAUUAA
Messenger RNA from Pyrenophora tritici-repentis Pt-1C-BFP, 1524 nucleotides. RefSeq lists its product as uncharacterized. Gene Ontology annotation, cellular component: cytoplasm; nucleus. Gene Ontology annotation, molecular function: protein tyrosine phosphatase activity. Gene Ontology annotation, biological process: positive regulation of G2/M transition of mitotic cell cycle; positive regulation of G2/MI transition of meiotic cell cycle; protein dephosphorylation. NCBI's taxonomy places the organism in Eukaryota, Fungi, Ascomycota, Dothideomycetes, Pleosporales, Pleosporaceae. The record is from RefSeq and is a predicted model, not a curated record.